AUGGGCCUUCGUAGAACAUACUCCAGUUGCAGCCUUUCGUCUGUGCAAACUGUUGAUUUGAGCUCUGAAUCUGAGAGUGAGUUGGGAGCCUACUCAAUCAGAACAAAGAAGUUGCACAAUAUGCACAGCAUGAACAUGAAAUACUCGUUGGAAUAUGACAGCGAAUACGAGGCAUCCAUCGGCUCCUCGUUGAGCGAUGAGGAGGAUGAAGAGGAAAUUAUCGUCGAUCUGAACCCACGAGCCAUGGCGCAGCUACCUCGACAUCUCCAGAUGAUCAUAAUUGAGAUGCACGCUGAGCGCUACGUCAGGCUGAAAAUGGAGGAUCCAGACAUUCGAGUGAUGCCAGAUGAUUACUGGAUCAGGCCACUCCAACCCGUCCGGCCGACGUACUUGAGUAGGUUCCCGACACCACUUCUCGCAUUGCCACAGCCAAUCAUCAGAAACGACACCCCUCGAGGCAUGCCCGAUUAUACGUCUAAUCGCCAGGCAUUCGUCCAAAGCCUUGGGCCUGGAAAUCCGCGCAGAUGGAGUGCCCAGCCGACGACCUCAGGAAACGCCUUUGCAGCAUCGCAAUCGAUGGGUUAUGGUCACAGACGCCAUCUCAGACGGAAUAGCCAGGUUCAUGCAAAGCCUGAGAGAGAGUUUCGAGUCCUCAAUAGCUACCACCAGCCUUUGCCUGCGAACCUGGUAGUCAAUCAGAAACACCAAAAGCAGAGAACACGUCGAGGCUCUAGACUGAAGUCUUUGUCCAUUAAACCGGUUGCGUCAAACCUACGCGACCAUGUCAAGAAAAGCUUCUCGCGCCUGAACAAGUGGAUGAAAGCAUAA
Molecule: messenger RNA, 828 nt
Organism: Talaromyces proteolyticus
Lineage: Eukaryota; Fungi; Ascomycota; Eurotiomycetes; Eurotiales; Trichocomaceae
Exons: 1
Coding region: 1-828 (275 amino acids)
Source: RefSeq, a predicted model, not a curated record